GGGUGCGCACGCACCGGGAGGGUGGGUCGGGCGCGCGGCCGUUAGCGGUCCUCGUCUUGACAACUGUCUGCAACGCUGAGGUUCCCGCGGGCCUUAGACCGCGUGACCCAGACCCCGUUAGCGCGCUCGCCUCCUUCGACGGCGCAGUCACCGCGCGGGGCGGCCGCCCGUGAAGUACCUACCACGUCUUGUGUCAACGAAUAAAGCUCCGGGACAGCGGCGCCCUCGGCGACAGCUGCGUGGGCAGCCUGGGCUGGGAGCGGUGACCCACGGCUUCCGUGAGAAGCGAGCGGCGGAAGCAGCCUCCACCCUGGCCCCGCACCAGCCGCCCGGCAGGCGAGACCUGAGCCUGGUCUGGCAUGCGCGGAAUGCUCCUUGAGCCCCUCUUCUGGCUGUUACCUUCGGGGGACGGUUGUGGCCACACUGACACGUAUUUUCCAAAUAAAUCGUUUAUUCUUGCGGCGGCGGGGCCGAACACGUUAAUAUAUUUUUAAUAUUCUCAGCAAGCAUUUACCCAACACUUUUAUCCAGUGAAACAACUUGGUAAGCGUUUCGAGCGAGCAUCCGCCGGGUUAAGAAGUCACAGGCUGGGAGCAGCUUGUAUUUGCCACGUCCGUCCUCAAGUGUUUUGAAGAUUGUCCCAUCUUAUAACUACUAGUGUGCACAGACUCCUCAAGUAACGUCGUGGUCCAGCGAUGCAAAGAACUGAAGUCUCAAGGUUUAUUUCUCUUCUAACGCGGUCGGGUUUAGCGCCAAUCACCAGGAAGCGGUUAAAGUAGAUCCCCCUAGGGACAUGGCAAGGUUGGAGCCGGCUUCUCACUCAGCCUGUCCACGUGUAGUAAGAAAACAAACCGAUGUCAGCUCCCCAACUGCAUCUCCUGUGUUGGGAAAAGCUAGCCUCAAGUUUCGAUGGCUUCCGGAAAAGCCUGUGUUGUCUUCAUAAUAGUACAGAAGAAUUCUAGAUAGAAAGGAAAGACAGAAGCGAAUGAAGACUAUCAAAGAGAAGAAGGAACAUCCAAGAUUGAGAAAAACUGGCAGGACUAAGAAGGUAACCAAGAGAAAGCUAUCUUCAGGUCCUGUUUGCCUGCUAUGCCUUCAAGAACCUGGUGAUCCUGAAAAACUAGGAGAGUUUCUUCAAAAAGACAAUCUUUGUGUCCAUUAUUUCUGUCUUAUCUUAUCUAGCAAGCUGCCUCAGAAGGGCCAAUCCAACAGAGGCCUCCAUGGAUUUAUGCCUGAAGACAUCAAAAAGGAGGCAGCCCGGGCUUCUAAGAAGAUCUGCUUUGUGUGCAAGAAAAAAGGAGCUGCUAUCAAAUGCCAGAAUGAUCAGUGUGUCCAAAACUUCCAUCUGCCUUGUGGCCAAGAAAGGGGUUGCCUUUCACAGUUUUUUGGAGAGUACAAAUCAUUUUGUGGAAAACAUCGCCCAACACAGGACAUCCAACAGGGGAAUUUGGGGGAGGAAAGCUGCAUCUUGUGUUGUGAAGACCUAUCCCAAACAAGUGUUGAGAACAUCCGGAGCCCAUGUUGUAGUCAAGCUGUCUACCACCGAAAGUGUAUCCAGAAAUAUGCCCACACAUCAGCAAAGCACUUCUUCAAGUGCCCCCAGUGUAACAACCGAGAAGAGUUUCCACAAGAAAUGCUGAGGAUGGGAAUCCACAUUCCAGACAGAGAUGCCGCCUGGGAACUUGAGCCAGGAGCUUUCUCAGAGUUGUAUCAGCGCUAUCAGCAUUGUGAUGCCCCCAUCUGUCUGUAUGAACAGGGCAGAGACAGCUUUGAGGAUGAAGGGCGGUGGCGCCUCAUUCUGUGUGCUACAUGUGGAUCCCAUGGAACCCACCGGGACUGUUCCUCUCUUAAACCCAACAGCAAGAAAUGGGAGUGUAAUGAGUGUUUGCCUGCUUCAACCUUGGGUGAGGCUGUAAGGAUGGCCUGAUGUAAGAACCGGGAUGGAGCUGGGGCCUUGUCAUGCCUGGGGAUGGAGAAAACAUUGUCACAGAGGGGAACUUCCAGUAGAUGCUCUGGCUUUGGAAGGAAAAUGGCUGGUGAGGUAUUUAAGGACUGUACACAGGAGAAACAAAGGGGCUGAGUUUACCCCCCCUUCUUUCACCACAGAUUAACAUGUCUGAAGACUCAAGUGACAUCCCCUGCUGCAGCAACACCUUCCACCCCCAAGAGUAUUUCUUGAGGGUCACCCACCUGGAAGAGAAUCCAGGCUAUUCUUGGGCAGAUUGGCUGCAACCUUCCCUAUUAGGAAAGCCUGAGUCCUCUGGUGGCAGAAGCUGCCACUCCUGGCAAUCAAAAGGAAUCAAAAAUCACUAAGGACUGAAAAAAAAAUCCAAGUAAUAGCUUCAGAGUGGUUACUGCCAAGGACAAUGAGGUACAGAACAGUGCUGCUGCAUCAGUUUGGAGAGGGAGAACUUUGAAACCAUGAGACACAAGAGGCCAGCAGUGAGAAUAGUAGCCAGGCAAAGAGGUCUUGAGGGAGGUGGAGUAGAAUAACUGAGUCUGUGCCAACAGCUGAGUGUAGGGGCACCUCUGCUCUUUCUCCUCAGUUCUUAUCCUCUUUCACCAAGAUUCUUCCACCUUGAUCUGGUUCUCAUAUGCUUCACUCAUUUGUUACUUGCAAAUAAAGGUUGUCUCUCCA
Molecule: messenger RNA, 2638 nt
Organism: Meriones unguiculatus (Mongolian gerbil)
Lineage: Eukaryota; Metazoa; Chordata; Mammalia; Rodentia; Muridae
Gene: Phf7
Product: PHD finger protein 7
Exons: 10
Coding region: 986-1927 (313 amino acids)
Cellular component (GO): nucleus
Source: RefSeq, a predicted model, not a curated record